Molecule: messenger RNA, 558 nt
Organism: Fusarium oxysporum Fo47
Lineage: Eukaryota; Fungi; Ascomycota; Sordariomycetes; Hypocreales; Nectriaceae
Product: 2OG-Fe(II) oxygenase family protein
Exons: 1
Coding region: 88-558 (156 amino acids)
Molecular function (GO): dioxygenase activity
Source: RefSeq, a predicted model, not a curated record
CUGAAACCACACUCCUAGCCAGCGUCAUGGACCAACUUCACGAGACUGUUCUUGGCCUCCUGGAUGCCCUGAACCAAAUCAGUCACGAUGCAGGGCUCAACAUCAGCAUAUCACUUGCGCGAAAGCACCGCCUCGCAGACUUGUCAACCCCAUGUAUGGUCGUUCAGCGAUACCCCUCCUUCUCAGCCGAAGACUCCAACGCAGGCCUCGGCCCCCAUACCGACGUCGGCAUUCUCGCUUUUCUUCUGUGACGCCCGCGGCCUGCAGACAUUCGCCCAGGGCAUGCAGGAGUGGCGCUCCGUAGAACCGUGCAAUGGCUGCGCGGUCGUCAACGUAGGCAACUCGCUCCGCUUCCUCUCGGGGAGGAAAUUCCGGUCUGUAGUGCACCGCGUCGCUCCGUACCCGGGGGAGACAACUGAGAAUAGGUCCUCGUGCGCGUACUUUGUGGGGCCGAGAAUGGAUGUUGAGUUUGAAGACGAGAAGGGCGAGCAGUGGAAGAGCAUUGACUGGCAUAUGAGGAAGUAUAAGAGUUACCGCGAGGCGGGCAAGACGGCUUAA